AUCGCAAAAUUCCUUCCCGAUAGCAACAAGGAGCAGUCCGAUUACAGGAAGCAGCGCUUCCAGAUGCUCUUUGGUGGCAUUGAUGCUGUUGCAAAUGCCGCUGGAUCUGGUGAUUCUUCGGACCCCAUCGCUGCGGCGUUGGCUGCUCACGGAGAUUCUCAGAGGAACAAGAAGAAAUCCAUCAACUCGACCAAUUUCUUCUCCACCAACUCGCAUUGGAUGUAAAAUUGAUCACAUCUGUACAUGCAGAUAGUGGAAACGUUAGACGGAAGCAAGCGACUGUCCUCAAAGCAGCAACAGGGGCUUACAAUGUUAUGAAGUGAAUCUUUUUACCCGA
Molecule: messenger RNA, 337 nt
Organism: Guillardia theta CCMP2712
Lineage: Eukaryota; Cryptophyceae; Pyrenomonadales; Geminigeraceae
Exons: 2
Source: RefSeq, a predicted model, not a curated record